This is a messenger RNA of Nicotiana attenuata, 1645 nucleotides long. RefSeq lists its product as uncharacterized. Gene Ontology annotation, cellular component: chloroplast envelope. The transcript has 3 exons. The coding region runs from base 197 to 1285 and encodes 362 amino acids. The record is from RefSeq and is a predicted model, not a curated record. NCBI's taxonomy places the organism in Eukaryota, Viridiplantae, Streptophyta, Magnoliopsida, Solanales, Solanaceae.
CGUAAAUAAACCUCCUCGGCGCCAACUAUUGAACUUAUCGACAACACAAUUGUAUUCACAGUAGUCAGUAACCUGAAUUUAUUUCCUCUCUCAAUUGGGUUUUUCCAAUAGCCAUGAAUUCAUCAAUCUUGUUAGUUGAAAUCUCAAAAUAUCAAAAAUAGCAUCAAUUCUUGGCCAAUUCUUGAAACCCCAAAUAAUGUCAAUCAUACCCCAGAAUUCAUUUUAUUUCAAGAACCCAAAAUUUUCAACCUCAUUACACCUAAAACCCUUGAAAUCCCCUCUAUAUUUCCCUACAGAAAAACCCAAUUUGCUAAAAAUUAAAUCUUUGCAAUGCCAUCAAUGGAAAAUUAAGGCCUUUGAGUCAGUGGGAACUGUAAAGGCUCAAUCUUUAGCUGAAUUUGAGUUCAAGAACCCAAUAUUUUCAACCCCUUUAGACUUUAAACCCUUAAAAAACUCUUUAUGUUUCCCUACACAAAAACCUCAUUUGCUAAAAAUUGAAUCUUUACAGUGUCAUCAAUGGAAAGUUAAGGCCUUUGAAUCAGAGGGAAGUGUAAAGGAGCAAUCUUUAGCUGAAUUUGAGUUCAAUAUUGAUGCUUUCCUUUCGAUUCUUGAGUUUUUGUGUUUGUUUUCUUCAGCUGUGGUAGCUAUUGGUUUUGCUGUGAAUUCUUGGUUUUUGGGGUCACAGAAGUGGUUAGGGAAUAGAGUAUUAGCUGCACAAUGUGUUGUGUUAGUUGGUGGAGUGAUCGUUGGUUCUGUAAUUAGGAGAAGGCAAUGGAGUAGGAUUUGUAUGGUUGAAUUUUCCAGGCCAGGGAGUGGUUUUAGAGGGGUUAAUUUGGUGGAGAGGAUUGAGAAAUUAGAAGAAGAUUUGAGGAGCUCAGCGACGCUUAUUCGGGUUCUAUCGAGGCAGCUUGAGAAGCUGGGAAUUCGAUUUCGAGUUACAAGAAAGACUCUCAAAGAUCCGGUUACUGAGACUGCAGCAUUGGCCCAAAAGAACUCAGAGGCCACUCGAGCAUUGGCAUUGCAGGGUGAGCGUCUGGAGAAGGAGCUCGGUGAGAUACAGAAGGUUCUGCUGGCAAUGCAGGAGCAGCAACACAAACAACUCGAAUUAAUUCUUGCAAUUGGGAAAGCUGGAAAGUUAUUCGAGAACAAGCGAGGACCUAAUCAAGAACCAGCUCAGAACACAAAUGAUGUAUCUAAUACAGCCAUUGAUGGAGUUCCACAGUUGGAAGUGAAUCGACUACAAUCUUUGAAGGGACAGAGAGAAACCACCAACGACAGAUGCUAGUUUCUGUAUAAACGACGAAAGGGCAUUGCAUUGCUGGUGUUAAUGGUUGAAGAUUGAUGGAUAUGCGAGGAAUCAUACCCUUUCACGUAUUGAUUUCCUCCUAAUUUUUGAGAUCAGUGUCUCGUGGGGAAGAGGAAAGACGAGAAACGGGAAAUAUUCUUGUUCGCGUUAAUUUGACAACGUAACAUUGUGUAUUAAGAAACACCAUUCCAUCUCAUGCCAUUUCUGAUAUGUUUUGAGGAUCAUUAGAGGUCAAAUUUUGUUGGCAAGUACUUCACUAUUUUCUUAUUUUAUAAACACAUUGUGAGAAAUGGAAAUGUCUGUUUAUAUUUUCUGGAAUUGCAAUAUGAGAUUGGAGAA